CACCAUCCAUCUACCUCCUCUGUCAUUCUGGGUUCAGAUUCGCCUUGCAUAGUAGCUUUUGGCGCAAGCUCCGCUGGAUCAAGUUCCAGCCUCGAUACUGCUCACCAAUAUGGCAUCCACAUCCCGGUCAUCCGCUCCAAACCCAUUCUUCCCUCCUCUCAGCAACGCCUCUCGGUUAUCGUUCUUUCCAACUGUUCAUGAGCCCCAUGUCUUCCACCCCUAUCAGUCUUUGAGUAUGGGAGGGAAAGGCGCUAUCUGGUCUGGCGGGGUAGGACUCGCAGCUAGUGCACUGCAGAAUGCUGUUCAACGUCAUGAUGCUGGGUUCUGGGGUGUCUUCACAAGAACAGGAGGAACCAUUGUCACCUUCACCCUCAUGGGAUUCGCAUUCCCAUUCGUCAACGCAGUCACCGCCAACAUCAGACAAACAGACGAUUCUGUGAACCCAGCCGUUGGAGGAUGUGCAGCCGGAUUCAUAGGCGGUAUCAGGCAAGGAUCAUUCCCCGCUGCUCUUGGCGCUUGCGUCUUCCUCGGAGCGACAUUCUACACCAUUAACGAGAAUGACAUGUUACUCUCAGACCCCAAGGGUUCGGAGAACCGUACGGCCCAAAGAGCAGAGUGGUUCAAACCGUAUGAAAAGAAGCCAUUGCCUAAUCAAUGAACAAACGAGGGUCGGAAAAGUGGUCGUGGUCAGGGCUCAAAGGAGGAAAGCCAAAGAUUGCAAGAUGCAUGGUGUAUCUGUGAG
This is a messenger RNA of Kockovaella imperatae, 742 nucleotides long. RefSeq lists its product as hypothetical. NCBI's taxonomy places the organism in Eukaryota, Fungi, Basidiomycota, Tremellomycetes, Tremellales, Cuniculitremaceae. The transcript is spliced from 6 exons. Gene Ontology annotation, biological process: mitochondrial respiratory chain complex I assembly. The record is from RefSeq and is a predicted model, not a curated record. The coding region runs from base 110 to 658 and encodes 182 amino acids.